This is a messenger RNA of Staurois parvus, 325 nucleotides long. The record is from the annotation of a GenBank genome assembly. Lineage: Eukaryota; Metazoa; Chordata; Amphibia; Anura; Ranidae.
UGAUUUUGCAUUUCGGGACGGCUGCAUUGUUUACAAUGCAGCUCUCCUCCCUGUCAGUUUGAGCAAACUGGUCCAGAUAGCUGAGCUCAGCCUUUCCGGAUCAGUGUGCUUACAGUAAAGCACACAUCCCCCGCCCCCCUAGUGAAACACUAUCAUCACACAGUUAACCCUUUGAUUGCCUUCUAAUGUUAACCCCUUCCUCCCCAGUGCCAUUAGUACAGUGUCAGUGCUUUUUUUUUUGCACUGAUCACUGUAUUGGUGUCACUGGGGAUGUCAGUGACCCCAAGUCAGUUCCCCCCAGUGUCAGAAUGUCUGCAUAAGUCGC